AUUGGCGGCCUGGACGUGGGCUAUAAAUGCGGGCAGGGAGCCGAGCUCUCAUUCCACCGCCAGCACCGCUCCAGUAGCGAUGGCUCCCCUCGUGGCCUUGGUCCUGCUCGGGCUGCUCUCACUGUCUGGCCUGGAUGCGGUCGCGCGUCCCCCGAAGGUUCAGGUUUACUCACGCCACCCAGCGGAAAACGGAAAGCCAAAUUACCUGAACUGCUAUGUAUCUGGGUUCCAUCCGCCCCAGAUUGAAAUUGACUUGCUGAAAAACGGGGAGAAGAUGAAGGUGGAGCAGUCAGACCUGUCUUUCAGCAAGGACUGGUCUUUCUACCUUCUGGUCCACGCUAAUUUCACUCCUAACGCUGUGGAUCAGUAUAGCUGCCGCGUGAAACACGUGACUCUCGAUAAGCCCAAGACAGUUAAGUGGGAUCGAGACCACUAACCGGCAUCACAGAGGGAACCUUGGCACUGAAAACCUGUUCAGAUUUCCUGUUACAUCCUGGGACUGGCCGAUCAAUGUGAGGAACAUCAGAGAGUUUGGGUGCCCUUCCCAGAGAGACACAGUUUCUAAAUGGUAGAGCCAGGAUCUAAUCUCUAAUACCAGCAUUCUUUCCUCUAAGGUUGUGGGAGAACCAGUGGGAUAAACUAACUGGAUAUGCUCUCUGUAAGGGGUCUGGAAGGUGGCUUGCAGCUACUUCUUUGACCCACAGUGAUUCCUACAGCACAGGUUAGAUAAAUUGGCGGUGCUAUCUGUAAUUCAAAUAAAAUAAAUGUAUUUGCUAAUUA
Molecule: messenger RNA, 780 nt
Organism: Phacochoerus africanus (Common warthog)
Lineage: Eukaryota; Metazoa; Chordata; Mammalia; Artiodactyla; Suidae
Product: beta-2-microglobulin
Exons: 4
Coding region: 80-436 (118 amino acids)
Biological process (GO): antigen processing and presentation of exogenous peptide antigen via MHC class II; immune response; positive regulation of T cell activation
Cellular component (GO): MHC class I protein complex; MHC class II protein complex
Molecular function (GO): MHC class II protein complex binding
Source: RefSeq, a predicted model, not a curated record